GUUAUAAGCAUAUUAUAUAUAAGUUGACUUGCAUUUUAUGUGCAGACGAUAUUCCCUGGGUUAUUAUGCUGUGGUCAUGCUUACUUUCAGUUAGAUGCACGAAUUUCAGUUGCUUGACCAAGUUUACUUCUUAUUGAGUCCAAGAUAUAUCAAAUAAUGAUGGUGCUUUCUUAUAGUGUUGCAGGAAAAAUGAAGCCCAUCUUCUGUGGAAAUUUUGAGUAUGACGCACGACCAUCUGAUCUGGAACGGCUUUUCAGUAGAUAUGGGAAGGUUGAGAGAGUGGAUAUGAAGUCUGUUCGGCAUUUUCUCAAGAAUCAAACAAAAAAUUUUCAAAGGAGAAAUGCAGUAUCAGUGAGUGAGGGUCAUGAGGAUUGUGAACAUCUAGAAGUUGCUGUUAAGAAACUCUCCCUGGCGUCAACAGCAGCUUCAUUGGAUCAUGAUCAGUUAGAUCCAUUUGCCACAUUAUCAUCAGUUUGUGGACAGUCAUCUCCUUCAACGCUAAAGAAUGCAUUCUCCAAAUAUUGGUUUGUCUCUUAUCCUCAUCCCAACUUGCUAAUGUGUUCAUGAGUAGAUAUUUUACAUACAUGGCACGCCUUGCUUGAUUUCCUUUUUUAUGCUCUUUUAUAUGUUUGUCAU
Molecule: messenger RNA, 636 nt
Organism: Alnus glutinosa
Lineage: Eukaryota; Viridiplantae; Streptophyta; Magnoliopsida; Fagales; Betulaceae
Exons: 2
Coding region: 157-567 (136 amino acids)
Molecular function (GO): RNA binding
Source: RefSeq, a predicted model, not a curated record